UUUCCAGAUUGAUGGGAACAACAGCGGCGUCGGCCAACAUGGGCCAUGGUUUGAAUGCCGCCGGCAUGCCCGGUUUGGGUCCGUGCGGGGGCGUGCCCGACUCGAAGCCCAUGCAAUUCCCAUUGGCGCAACGCCGCAAGAGGCGGGUCCUCUUCACGCAAGCCCAGGUUUACGAGUUGGAGCGGCGCUUUAAGCAGCAAAAGUACCUUUCGGCUCCCGAACGGGAACAUUUAGCUUCCCUAAUACAUCUAACACCAACCCAGGUGAAAAUCUGGUUCCAAAACCAUCGGUACAAGUGCAAGAGACAGGCAAAGGAGAAGGCGAUGGCUGAGCAAAACCAACACAACCAGGUAACAUACCUUUUGGUCCUACAAUAACACGAAUCCCAUUCAUUUGAUGGAAGAAUGGAAUUAAUGUAGCGAGUAACGAUCCCAAAGGUCGUAAUACUUUAAGCGCAUUUUGGACUUGACUUUGAUCAGCGUGAAAGUGCCACAAUUACAGUUCUUCGGAUGGUUCUUUUGUGAAGAAAAUUUCAAGCUGAAAAAGCGACUGUGUAGGACAACUAUUUGCGUCAAAACAUUAUCGGAAUUCGGCAUUAUUAUUGUUAGAAUCUGGCAAGUUUAUCGGGCUUUAAGCCGCGCUGACAUUUUUUUAGCUUCAGAGGUUUAUUUGCUUCGGUGGCAUGAAAGCCCGAAAAACUCAACAGUUUCCUCAGCAAUAGCAACAGGGGCGAAAGUCUAACUCUUUAACGCAUAGAAGUUCAACUGUUUCAAUCGAAAAACACAUUUGCUCAAGUUUUUAUCCCAUUUUCCGUUAAUUCAAUUCAACAUCAACUUGACAAAAACCUCCACAACUGCGAACUUUCUUCCAUCGAUCAAAAUGCGAUUUGCUUCUUCCGAUAACCGUUAUUGAUGUUGGGAAUGGAGGGUCAAACGAAAUAGAGUUUCAGGGGGCCCAGGUAAUCUUGUGAAAAUGCCACGAAUAUUGAACCGGCCACAAAAGAAUAGGUUAUAACAAUAUCGUCAGCAGACAAACUUUGUUUAUACAAGGCGCUCUAUUGACAGACGGCCAAAGGAAAAUAAAAGCUCUUGCUUAACCCAUGUAGGUGACGAGCGAAUGUUUGUUCAAGAGCUGGACCCCACAUUCGGAUCGAUGGGAUAUUAUUUGAAUUUCGGCUCAGUAUUCGAAAUAUUUCCGCACAAUGCGUUGUAUAAUCUUUUCCGGACACGAUUGUAAAUUUCGAUUUAAAUCGUCAUUUGCAAGUGUUAAGCAUAAUCGAGUCUACGCUCUUCACAUAAAGAUUAAACGACUAUUAUCUGUGGACAUAUCAAGGGCUCUUUCAUUGAAGUGAAAGAGCCGUCGCAUGCCUAAUUGAAUCAGGACAAUAAAUCAUCCUGCCAUUCCUUCCCUCAACUUCCUGCGACGGAUGUAAACAUUAGUUUUAUUUGCCACUAUCAAUAUAAUUGCUCGCAUAGUAGGGUGUCUUCACUUUUUUUUAAAUGUUGAUAUAUGGAAAG
Molecule: messenger RNA, 1517 nt
Organism: Dendroctonus ponderosae (mountain pine beetle)
Lineage: Eukaryota; Metazoa; Arthropoda; Insecta; Coleoptera; Curculionidae
Gene: scro
Product: thyroid transcription factor 1
Biological process (GO): regulation of transcription by RNA polymerase II; cell differentiation
Cellular component (GO): nucleus
Molecular function (GO): DNA-binding transcription factor activity, RNA polymerase II-specific; RNA polymerase II cis-regulatory region sequence-specific DNA binding
Source: RefSeq, a predicted model, not a curated record